AUGAUUGCACCCAUUCUCAUGGCAACGAUCAAAGUUGGAGAAAACUACUGGUUCUCGCCAUUUUGGGCAUUAUUUCUAUCACCUGUCAAUCCUGAUGUGCUUUUCACAGUAUCCAAUCUAGUCAUCUCUGACGCAUUUCCCCCGGAUAUUCAGUCUUUGGCUGGAGGGGUAUUCAACGAAGUUGCGCAGUUUGGGAACUCGGUUGGUCUUGCAGUUACAGCUUCUAUCGCUGCAUCAAUAUCAGACCAUAAAACCAUCCAGGAUCAUAAAGAGAGGCUUAUGCUGGGCUAUAGAGGCGCUUUUUGGACCAUAUUUUCGAGCUGUGCUCUUGUCGUGAUCAUUUCGUUCUUUGGUUUACGAAAGGGGGGAACUGUCGGGAAGAAAGAAGAAUAA
Trichophyton benhamiae CBS 112371 is the source of this 393-nucleotide messenger RNA. RefSeq lists its product as uncharacterized. The transcript has 2 exons. Gene Ontology annotation, cellular component: membrane. Lineage: Eukaryota; Fungi; Ascomycota; Eurotiomycetes; Onygenales; Arthrodermataceae. The record is from RefSeq and is a predicted model, not a curated record. The coding region runs from base 1 to 393 and encodes 130 amino acids.